Molecule: messenger RNA, 6037 nt
Organism: Drosophila simulans
Lineage: Eukaryota; Metazoa; Arthropoda; Insecta; Diptera; Drosophilidae
Gene: Psc
Product: polycomb group protein Psc
Exons: 5
Coding region: 1043-5857 (1604 amino acids)
Biological process (GO): negative regulation of transcription by RNA polymerase II
Cellular component (GO): PRC1 complex
Molecular function (GO): promoter-specific chromatin binding
Source: RefSeq, a predicted model, not a curated record
ACCGAAAAACAGAGUCAGCGAAGAGCGUGUGCUUCAGUGCAACACCAACAUUCAACGAGAGCGGUUCGCCGACGCUGUGCGGAAAGAUUACAGAUCGAACGAGAGAGACCGAGCGAGAGCGACGACGCCCCGCAACGAGAACAACAAAAGAGCCGAGUGCGCGUGCGAGAGAGAUAGCUGACAAGUUGUCCAGUGAGAGGCCUGCGGGAGCGAGACAGACAAUCCGUGUGCGAGCGACGAAAAAGAAAACAAAGAUACUCGCCCAGAGCAGUUGGCUACCUGUCUUUGGCCCGGUAUAUAAGUGUGUGUAUGCGAGAGAGAGUAAAUAGCGGGCAACGCAGCAGUACAUAAACGAAAGGCAGCGUGGUCGUUAGUCGAACAAAAACUCUCAAAGCGAACGGACGUGUGCGGUCGGUUGUUUCGAUACUCCUGCUUUAUCGCUAUCCAAACAGAGUGAAGCGACCACUAUAAAUAACGAAACAAUAAACAUGUGUUUAUAUUACAACCAGAGCUCAAAGCUUCAGUUACAAAAUAAUAAUAAUAAUAAAAAAGCAAUCUGAAGCCAAUUUCCUUUGUGUGACAAAUGCCGUAGCAGCAACAACAACAAGCACAACUACAACUACGUCUGCUGGCUUAUGUACGUCGCGCGCGUUUGUGUGUGUGUGUGUGUGGGCAGAAAACAUAGAGCAAAGCAUAAUACACAAUAAAGGUGCCCGCGAAAGCAGAGCAGCCGAAAGUGCCAGCGCGUGUUGGUGUGGUUUGAAUGUGCAGGCGAAGUGAAGAAGUAGAAAGAAAAUAAAAUAAAAUAAAAGUGAAGUGGAGCAUAGUGAAGAAGGGGAAGCAGAAACGCUGACUCAAAACUCAAGUGUGGAUUAUUUACUUGGAUUAUUCCUCUUGCCAUUGGAUUAUUUAUGUAUACAAGGCGACCACCGCGAUGCCAAUUAACUGGCUGGAUUAUUAGUGGAUUAAAGAUUGGAUACAAAGAUUGACGCUUGUGCGAAAAACAAAAGCGAAUUUUUAGCGGCGAGAGUGUAUUAUUACUAUGAUGACGCCAGAAUCGAAAGCAAUACAGCCGGCAGCAGCAACAACAAAGCAAACAGCAGAAGCAACACCAGAAGCAACAGCAACAACAACAAUGGCUCACACACAACAAAAGUCGCAGUUGUCAACGUUGGCGAAAACAACAACGACAACGGCAACGAGUAAGGCGGCCAAAAGCGUUGUCAGCAAUGCAAAUAGCAGUGGCAACAAUUCGAGCAAAAAGCUGGCUUUGUCUCAGUCUCAGAAAACAACAGCAACAACACCAACGACGACGACAACAACAACAGCAGCAGCAGCAGCAGCAGAGGCAACAACUAAUGCUGAUAAAAUGCAAAAGCAACAGCAACUGAAGCAGCAACUUUUUGCUGCCUGCAGCAUUAAAGUAAAAAGUGAAAACACAUUAGCAACUACUGCGAAUGCAGCGUUAGCAGCAGCAACAACAACAACAACAACAACAACAGCAACACCAACACUUGCCACCGGCAAAGCAGCAAAAACAAUAUUAGAAAACGGCAUCAAGAAGGAAUCCACGCCUCCGGCUGUCGAAUCCGUUGAGGCCUCCUCCUCAUCGUCAUCCUCCUCCUCGUCAUCCUCCUCCUCAUCAUUGUCCUCGUGGUCGACGACAAGGAGAGCCACUUCAGAGGACGCCAGCAGCAAUGGUGGCGCCUCUGCCGACGAGGAGAAGUCGGAGGAGGACCCAACGGGAGCGGUGGCGGCGGCGGCAGCUGCGUCUUCAACGGCGGCGACAACGACUUCCGAUUUGGCCACAACUUCAAGGCCACGCCCCGUCCUUCUAACGGCCGUCAAUCCGCACAUCAUCUGUCACCUGUGCCAGGGAUAUCUGAUCAAUGCCACCACCAUCGUCGAGUGUCUGCACUCCUUCUGCCACAGUUGCCUCAUUAAUCACCUGCGAAAGGAGCGAUUCUGCCCGCGCUGCGAGAUGGUCAUCAACAACGCCAAGCCGAACAUCAAAUCGGACACCACGCUCCAGGCGAUAGUGUACAAGCUCGUGCCGGGCCUUUACGAGCGGGAACUGAUGCGCAAAAGGGCCUUCUACAAGGAUCGUCCCGAGGAGGCAGCUUUGGCCACGCCCGAGCAGCGAGGCGAUGAUACGGAGCAUCUGAUCUUCAGUCCCUCGGAUGAUAUGUCGCUGUCGCUAGAGUACGCCGAAUUGGGGGAACUGAAAAGCGAUUCCGAGUCUGAGUUGGUGGACACACUGCGUCCGCGGUACCUUCAAUGCCCGGCCAUGUGCCGUGUGAGUCACUUGAAGAAGUUCGUCUACGACAAAUUUGAGAUUGAUGCCCAGCGUUUUAGUAUCGACAUUAUGUACAAGGUCAAGACAAUCGUUCUGCUCGACUACUACACGCUAAUGGACAUCGCCUACAUCUACACGUGGAAACGGGAUGCACCCAUGCGGUUUUACUACCGUGUUUAUGAGUCGCCCCAGCCGCUGGUGAAGCCGGCUCCUCGUCGAGUGCUGCCGCUGACACUGGAGAAGCAGGAGAGGGAGAAUCAAGAGCAACAGCUGGCAGUUGAAGCCGCGUCUUCGAAGGUGGAACCUGUGUCCCUGCCCGAGGACCAAAAAGCCGAAGCUUCCAUUAAAGUGGAGGAGCAGGAGAGCACUAGGGAAAUCGUGAAAGAUGUCAUCAAAGAUGUGGCAACCACAUCCCCGACGGAGACACUGAAGCUGGUGAUCAACCGAAAUAUGCUGGACAAGCGUGAAAAGAGUCACUCUCCACAGCUGAGCUCCAAAUCGAAGAGUUCGCCCUCCACUCCCGUUUCGUCACCCUCGGAGCCCAAUAUCAAGCUGAAGAUCGAUCUGUCCAAGCAGAACAGUGUCACCAUUAUCGAUAUGUCCGAUCCCGAGCGCAGAGAGAUUGUUAAACCCCUUAAGCCCGAGAAGGAGUCACGGUCGAAGAAGAAGGACAAGGACGGAAGUCCCAAAUCGUCGAGCAGCUCCAGUUCCUCUUCAAGUGGAGAGCGCAAGCGUAAGAGUCCCAGCCCGCUGACGGUUCCUCCUUUGACCAUUCGCACGGAGCGCAUCAUGAGUCCAAGCGGCGUGAGCACCCUGAGUCCAAGAGUAACCAGCGGAGCUUUCUCGGAAGAUCCCAAGUCCGAGUUCCUCAAGUCGUUUGCUCUGAAACCCAUCAAGGUUAAAGUUGAAUCACCUGAAAGGACGUUAAACAACAGAGCCAUCACCCCGCCUUCGCCUUCAGUGCAACAGUCCGCGUCACCCAAAUCGAAGGGUAACAACCUGGACGACAGUAUACUUAUGAAGCCGCCCAGCUGUAUGCCUCCCAAAUCCAUUGCAUCUUCGAAGAGAAAGAGCAAAGAACCAGUUAAGGCGGUGUCAAAGAAGCAAAAACUAUCGCCGCCCCUUCCAACGGUGGACUUUAAGAUACGCCUGCCCGCCACCAAUGGCAAUUCUCAAGGCACUGCAUCUCCAAAGAUAGAAAAACCGCUGAUGCCACCGCCGGCAAAGCCGCCAAUGUUGGCUCCCCGGAAACUCCAGCCCUCCGCCCAAUUUGCGCCGCCUCCAUCGCCGAUACAUCAUCAUGCCGGUGUGCAGAUGUCAGCUCCUGGUAAUCGAACACCCAUCGCCAAACGCUAUCAGCCCAUUUUACCCAAAGCUUCGCGCCCAAAUCCCUUUGCCAAUAUUCCAAACGAUGUCAAUCGAUUGCUCAAAGAUGCUGGUACCGAAAUCAAGUCGAUUGGUGGAGGAUCAGUGGAGAACAACAGUAACUCUGCCCAAAAGCCACAUCUGUACGGACCCAAGGGAGACACUAAGAUGGGGCCCCCGGCCUUACCUGCAACCACCCCAUCAUCUCAGGGUAACAAAAACGUUGGAAAGCAGGCGGGCAAUUUGCCGAUGUCAGCGCCGCCCAAUAAGGGUAACAGUUCGAACAAUUAUCUGAAUCUGGCGCUGUUCAAUUCCAGUAAGUGCAAGGGCAAGGAGGCGCCUCCGGGCUGCCGCACUCCCAUGUACACGCCAAACUCGCCGAUAUACUCGCCCAGUUCGCCGCAGUAUGUGCCCAGCUACAAUAUUCCAACAAUGCCCACCUAUAAGUAUACACCGAAACCAACUCCAAAUUCGGGAAGUGGUAACGGAGGCUCUGGCAGCUACCUGCAGAAUAUGUUGGGAGGCGGAAAUGGUGGAUCUCUUGGUGGAUUGUUCCCCUCACCGCCCACCAAGUCGGAUCAGAAUACCAAUCCAGCUCAAGGAGGAGGUUCAUCUUCAGCUUCUCAAAGUGGAGGCAAUGGCAUGGUGAAUAACAACAUCUAUAUGCCCAAUGAAGAUGCGCCCGAAAAGCAGCAGGUGAAGGUCAAGUCUCUGCUCAACUCGUGCAACAUUAAUAUUCCCUCCUCGCUAUCGAUCACCAUCUCACGGGAUAAUGGAGAUUCUUCUUCACCCAAUAACGGCCAGCAUCCUAAACACAAAAGUCCGGUCAACAAUUACAUUGAGAUUGUUAAGCUGCCCGAUCAGCCGCAGGAUCAGGUGCAGGCUGCCAAGGAGGCUCAGAAACGACAGUCCCCACCUGCUGCCGUUCCAGGACAUCUAGCCGCAAAGUUGCCCCCGCCGCCACCAUCCAAAGCUAUUCCUUCACCGCAGCAUUUGGUGUCGCGCAUGACGCCGCCACAGUUACCCAAAGUGGCCACACCUCCGCCUCCAAGUGCUCCGCGUGUGAUCACGCCACCAAAAACAUCACCACCUGCCAAUGCCGCAAAGGUAACGCCUUUGAAGCCAGUGCUCACACCAACGCAGGCGGAUAAGAAGACACCCAGCCCGGAGAAGCGAACCGCCGCCCAGAUGGGCAGUCAUUCACCAACUGCCAGUGAAAACAAAUCGCCCAAGGGAGGAGCUGCAGGAGUGGCAAAUUCGGCUGGGGGCGCUCAGAAUGGCGAUCCAGCGGCCAAGAAGUUCCGACCCAUUUUGCCCCGCCAGAAUGGCAUGCCUGAGUUGGCACCCAAGCUGCCUACACUGGCGCCCUUCGUUGGUUUCAACCCACUCCAAAAUCCAGCCGCUGGCAAGAAGGUGCCGCCCAGCAAGAAGUCACCCAAUGCCGGAGCCACUGCCCAUCAGACCGGACAACAAAAGCUGGUCAAUGGUGGACAGCCGGCUCAACAGAAAACCAGUCCACCCCAGAAGAAUCAACAGCAGGUCAAGAAGGUGCCCAAGAAUCCAACGCCACCGCCACCAUCCUUGCCGGCAGUUGGCAAGAUGAUGCCCCAUCCCGUCAUGCACAGCCAGAAUGCUCCACUAAGCAUCGCGUCCAGCGCCAGUGCUGCGGCAGUCGCCUCGGGGCAAUUGGACCUGAGCAACUUCCUCAAGGAGAACCUGAGGCGGGUGCAUGCCGCGCAAGCGGCGCAGGCUGCCCAGGCGGCCGCUGCCAACCAGUCGAAUAUGAUGUACAACCUGGCCCAAAUGGGUCACAUGACGCCAGCGAUGUACAACUACCAGCAGGCAUAUUUCAUGGAGCAGUUGUCGCGAAUGCAGCGCGCCGGAAACGAGGUUUUCAACGAUUACCUGCAAAAGCUGAAGACUGCAGCAGUGGCCGGAGGAGGUGGUCCGGCGGAAGGAGAACUUAAGCCCAUGCUGCCCACCGUCACGUUGCCCAGUCCAGGAGCCACUCCGCCGGCAGCCAGCCCGAAAACAUCACCCCUGCCAGCUGGAAAACUCACGGCAGCGGCCACGGCACCCCAGACCAAGGGAAACAGCAGCAGUGGAGCGAAUGCACGCCAGCAGACGGCGGCCACCGGCAAUAAUGGAGCAACAGUCUCCGCUGCCUCCUUGCCACCGGCCACCAAAAGCAAGUGAAGGAGUCGUCCCAGCCCCUCGUAGAUCGUAGCUCUAAUUAAUUUUUAAAGACCUUGUUUUAGUUAUUCAUUUACGUUACCCGUUCGUUCGUUGGCGCUUUGGCAGAGUCCACGACCAGAACCAAUUCCUCGCCCUAAUUACGGUGGCUCGGAAUCCAACCCCUGCACCUGGGGGUGGAUU